Messenger RNA from Ordospora pajunii, 1728 nucleotides. RefSeq names its product replication factor-A. Gene Ontology annotation, molecular function: damaged DNA binding; single-stranded telomeric DNA binding. Bases 1 to 1728 code for a protein of 575 amino acids. Gene Ontology annotation, biological process: double-strand break repair via homologous recombination; meiotic cell cycle; DNA replication. NCBI's taxonomy places the organism in Eukaryota, Fungi, Microsporidia, Ordosporidae. Gene Ontology annotation, cellular component: DNA replication factor A complex; nucleus. The record is from RefSeq and is a predicted model, not a curated record. The transcript has a single exon.
AUGAAGCUUGAGCCAGGAACAGUUGAGGCACUGUACAACAGCCAGAUAAACAAUCCAUUGUACCGAAAUCCUGUACUUCAGAUAACAUCGCUGGGGAAGCUGUCGGUUGUGAUUGGAGACAAGCAAAGAUAUCGUGUCAACCUGUCUGAUGGCGUAGGAUACAUGAAGGGCAUUUUUUCAAGCGAGCUUACGCAUUACUUUGAGCAGGGGCUGAUCAGCAAGUUGAGCCUGAUAAAGUCUGGCAAGUUUAGCGUGAGGUCGAAGGAUGGAAAUGUGUAUAUAUACAUUCAGGAAAUUCUUGAGUAUGAGGACUGUAAUGUAGAGAUAGGAAAGCCUGUCAAUAUAAGCACGGGGAAUGCCUCGUUCAGUGACAAUCAAGCAAGCCCAGGGCCUAGUGUGCAGAAGAGUAGAUUGCCUGUGGCGCAGAAUCACAAAGAAGACAUUGGAUAUGGCACUGAAAAGAAGAGGCCAAAGGCCGAGAGCGCUGAUGAUGGAUUUACACCAAUCAACAUGCUGAAUCCGUUUCACAACAAAUGGAUUAUCAAAGGAAGAGUAAUGGCGAAGAGUGACAUAAGGAGAUUUACGAAUCAGAAGGGGGAAGGAAAGCUGUUCAACUUUGAGGUGUCUGAUGGAAGUGCACAGGUGAAAGUAACGUGCUUCUCGGAAACAGUGGAUGUUUUCUAUCCGAUUGUUGAGAUAGGAAAGGUUUACUCCAUUGAGAAGGGAACGAUUAAGAUGGCAAACAAGCAAUACACUACGAAUCCAUUUGACUACGAGAUUGUUCUUGACAAGAACUCUGAGAUCAGGCACGCUGAUGAUGAUGGAUCGCCAAGAUAUUUUUUCAACUUUGUUAAGAUCUCCGAUCUGACUCCAGAGAUUGCCUACUGCGAUAUGAUUGGUGUUGUGAAGGAUGUGUAUCCACCGUCCACUGUGCUGGUCAAGAGCACACAGAACGAGCUUCUUAAAAGAGAUGCUGUUAUUGUUGAUGAGAGUGGGAGCGUGAGGCUAACACUAUGGGGAGCAAAAGCGGAUCUUGACAUUGAGAGCGGGAUGGUGCUUGGAAUGAAGUCUGUGAAGGUUAGCGAUUUCAAUGGGGUUUCAGUGUCUACGGCAGGAAAUACUCAGGUCUUGAUCAAUCCGGAUGUUUCUGAAUCACAUGAGCUUGCAGGAUGGUACCAGGCAGUGGGCAAGGAUGUCCAGAUAGUGCUUCCUAAACGAGAAGAAAAGAGAAAGCUGAUACAGGAGGUGAAGGACAACGAGUUGCAGUAUUCGAGCAUCCAAGGCACUGUGAUGUUUCUGAAAGAGGAUGGGGUGUGGUAUGCAUCAUGUCCGGGAGAAGGAUGCAACAAGAAGGUUGCUAUGGAGAGCAACGGAUGCUAUAGAUGCGAGAGGUGCAAUAUGGCUUAUGAGGAAUGCAACUACAGAUACAUGGUUAGCAUGCAUCUUGGAGACUUUACUGGGCAAAUGUGGGUGAAUUUGUUUGAUGAGGUGGCAACAAGCUUCUUUGGAAUAACAGCAAAAGAAAUGAAGACGAUGAGUGAGGAGUCGCCGGCUGAUCUCCAAUGCUUGAUCAAGGGGGUGUACUUCAAGGAGUAUGUUUUCAAGGUCAAGUCAAAGCAAGACAACUACAACGAUGAAGUCAGAAUGAGAUACACAGUAUUGAAUGUAAGCGAGUUGGAUGCAUCAAAGGAAAGCAAAAGGCUUCUUGAUGUAAUUGAAAAGAUUUGA